AGAUGGCCCUGAACGACGUGUCCCUGUGCACCGGCGACCGAGGGAACACGGUGGCCCACCGCGCUCCCCGCGACGGCCUCAGCCCGCCGGCUUCAGCGCUGGCGACGGUCUCCGGAGACAGCGCCCUCGUGGCCGGGCCCGAGGCGGCCCACCCGGGACUUCCUCCUCGGCAGGCAACACGGCCAGGCGUCCGGACCGAGAGCCGUCGGGCGCCUGGCAGCGGCUGGAGCCCGCCGCGCUCAGUGAAGGGAAGGGACCCGGAUGGGCGGCGCCGAAGCCGCGCGGCGAGAUUCUCCCCGUACCCGACCCCCGGCGCGGGACUGGACCUGCUGCGGAGCGCGCGGCGCUGCGAGUGCGAUCCCGGCCCGCAUUUCGGCUUAAAAAGCAUACCGCCCCGCCCCCCGAUUAGCAUGUGAACAAGGCCUCUAAAUUAAUCCUUUCUUGGUGCA
Eptesicus fuscus (big brown bat) is the source of this 449-nucleotide messenger RNA. RefSeq names its product chromosome 13 C11orf71 homolog (gene C13H11orf71). Bases 3 to 416 code for a protein of 137 amino acids. Lineage: Eukaryota; Metazoa; Chordata; Mammalia; Chiroptera; Vespertilionidae. The record is from RefSeq and is a predicted model, not a curated record. The transcript has a single exon. Gene Ontology annotation, cellular component: nucleus.